UGUCUCUUUUACAUACAUUUUGCGAUUGCAAUUCUUCAUUUUUCUGGCCUCUUUGAUCAUCAAUUCGUAAAAGUCACGUCGAAACAAACGCCGCGAAGCUAGUCAGUCCUUCCGACAAUGGCAACAGUCGACGACGACGGCUCCUCAUCGCCGAAACCAGACGGACCACCGCCGCCUCUAUCGGAAACAGUUGCCUCCGUCACUCAUGACUUCGCCGAGAAAUUAAAAACCCUAGAGAAAGAUUCCGUCCUGCCGUCGAUCGAUUACGCAGUGGAGCAGGCCCAAUUUGCUCGGAAGACGAUUCUGGAUUCCGUAAACGAUGCGAUCGACAUCACAAAAUCUCGUUUAGACCGCAUUCGCUCUACUUCCUCCGCUCAUUUCAAUCAAACUCUGGAUUCAUUGCAAGACGCGAAGUCUGAUUUUGAUAGGUAUGAGGACAUGGCUGUUCAGAAGAUUAAAGAGGGCAUUUGUGUUGCUGCUUCGCACUCGUUAAUUACAGCAGGAUCUGUAUUUGGAGUAUCGCUUGUUGUCCUCAAAAAACCAAGGCGUUUCUUGUACUACAAGACGAUGCGAUAUUUCCAGAAAGAAGAGGUGUUGCUUUCUAAAGCUGAUGAAAAGUUCAAGGAAUUGCGAACAACAUUAAACGACUUAAACAAGAAAGCUGGGGAAUUGGAGAAAGCAACAGCACAGGCUGAGCUAGAAUUGAUAAAGGGAAGAACAAAACUCAGGUAUCAAUACGAAGGCUAAGUGUCGAGUCACUUUCAUUUCAAAUUCAUCCACUUGUUUACUCUAUCUCAAGCUUAUCUUUUCUUGUUGUAUGUUCAUCACCUAUUCAGACAAGCAGGCAAACAGAUUCAGUAUGGGGUUCGAUCUAUUUUUAAGAUAGAAAGACAAGCUAGGGGUAUGUAAUUUCUGUUUGUGAGUUUCAAUAUAUGCACGUUAGCAAGCACACCAGGUUGUCACCAGGUUCUUGCCUUGUGAAAAGGAGGAUGCCGCUUAAUUGUCAGUUUAUUCUGUGACAGGUUUAAGAGAUGUUCUCGAUGAACUUCCCCGCGUAGAUGCAUCUCGAUUUAAAGCAGAAGUAAGUUAGAAGUUUUUUUGGGUAGGUUGGGGCUUUUCCAUAAAUUUUCAGCUAGGGAAUUUUUGUGAACCCUGCUAUACUGCUUCCCUUUGAUUCCACCAACCUUGCCUGCUACUUCUUCGCAUAUAUCUGUUAGGUGCGAGUUUUUCCUCUUUUUUGGUUUCUCACGGUUUCUACUCGGCAUCUCUGUUCCAGGUGUCUGUUCUAGCGCAAGAGGUAAAAGCAGAAAGGGAAAAGCUAUCCAAGGAGAUAAGAAAGAUUAGCGAUCACGGGAUAUCCGUUUGAGUUGCCUGUUUUACAAUGUGCUUACGUUCAUUGGUCGAGAUCCUAGAGUCUGUACCCGAUUAAUUUCGUUAUUGUUCUUUAAUAAUUGCAACCUGGGACUGGAAAUGGAUUGGGUUGUGUUUUGACACAGAUACAUAUAUCUCGUCCAUAUAAACACUUAUAGGUGUGUGUAGAGCCUCAUUUUUUCUCGAGAGGAAUCCGAUCAUGUAGCUCUUCUACAUAGAUUUUGACCACAUAGAACAAGAUACUUUUGACCUGACCAAAUUAUUCUACUACUGAACAGUUUUUCUAUUUUCU
Molecule: messenger RNA, 1663 nt
Organism: Oldenlandia corymbosa var. corymbosa
Lineage: Eukaryota; Viridiplantae; Streptophyta; Magnoliopsida; Gentianales; Rubiaceae
Source: the annotation of a GenBank genome assembly